Sinocyclocheilus grahami is the source of this 3441-nucleotide messenger RNA. Its product is annotated as muscleblind-like protein 2a. Gene Ontology annotation, molecular function: metal ion binding; RNA binding. Gene Ontology annotation, cellular component: cytoplasm; nucleoplasm. The coding region runs from base 762 to 1952 and encodes 396 amino acids. The record is from RefSeq and is a predicted model, not a curated record. The transcript is spliced from 9 exons. Gene Ontology annotation, biological process: regulation of RNA splicing. Lineage: Eukaryota; Metazoa; Chordata; Actinopteri; Cypriniformes; Cyprinidae.
AGGGGUGUGGGAAUAGCUGGAAAUGUUUCAGCCGGAUAGUUGACCAGCAAGCAGACACGCUGGUGCUUUUGCUGCGGUUGCUGAGAAAAAAAUCCCUGUCUCGGCAUGGGCCACCAGCUCACGGCUUCGCAAAGGGAAUGACAACGGUUUAUGUGGUCAUUAUAUACCCGGGAGAGCGUGAAGUGAAGGAGUCCGAUUGCCACACCAGGUGAGCAGAAGAGGGAGUGAGACGUGAAGAGGAAGGAGGCUUCGUUAUUUCAACAAGAUCCCGUACAGAAGAAAGUGCCUUCUCUGACAUUCCUACUUGAAGCUGCUCACCGCUCUCAUCCUACAUUGUAAACAACACUGGCUUGGCCUCCAAAAAGAUCUCAAUUCCUCAGACUUGCCAAAGCACAAGGAACUGACAAGCUCUUUCCAUUCACGGACAUUAUUAGAUAUCAUUCCAAGGAGAGCCAUUGCCUUCAGAUAUUGCUGUCCACAACCAUCGGCUCAAGACCAUUUGGAGACCUGAAGCAUGUUCUUAUUGUCGCGGCAGUGUUGUGCACCUGGGAAUAAAUGACUGAUGAACGACUUGGCAGAGAUUUGACAGCUUCACUGAUAGCAGCCAUCUCCUGUGCGACAGCCACCGGGGGUCUGAAUGUGACAUCUCUAUUUAAAGGGCCUUGCUAACAAACCACAAAACAACACAGAAAUACGUUCACAGACUUUUGAACCCAAAUCAACAGUCCCGCUACUGACACCGUAGAGGUUCUCAAACAGCUAUGGCUUUAAACAUUGCGUCGAUGCGAGACACAAAAUGGCUGACGCUCGAGGUGUGCCGGCAGUUUCAGAGAGGGACGUGCUCGCGCAGCGAUGAGGAAUGCAAAUUCGCUCACCCGCCCAAGAGCUGCCAGGUGGAGAACGGACGGGUGAUCGCCUGCUUCGACUCGCUGAAGGGUCGGUGUACGAGAGAGAACUGUAAGUACCUUCACCCACCAGCGCAUCUGAAGACGCAGCUGGAAAUCAACGGACGCAACAACCUCAUCCAGCAGAAGACUGCAGCAGCGAUGCUGGCGCAGCAGAUGCAGUUCAUGAUCCCUGGCACCACCAUGCAACCAAUGUUCCAUAUAUUGUCUUCUUCACAGCCUACAUUUCCUGUCAGCCAAGGUCUGGACUCAAACCCUGGACUAAGUUACGCACCGUAUCUGACUCCCAUGAGCCAUGGCAUGGGUUUGGUCCACACAGAGAUGCUUCCCAGCACCCCUGUAAUCGUCCCCGGCAGCCCGCCGGUCAGUGUGCAGUGCUCGUCCUCCACACAGAAACUACUGCGCACAGACAAGCUUGAGGUGUGUCGUGAGUUUCAGAGGGGCAACUGUGCACGCGGCGAGACCGACUGCCGCUUCGCCCAUCCUAGCGACAGCCCCAUGAUUGACACGAGCGACAACACGGUCACCGUGUGCAUGGACUACAUCAAGAGCCGCUGCUCGCGCGAGAAGUGCAAGUAUUUCCACCCUCCGGCGCACCUGCAGGCCAAGAUCAAAGCAGCCCAGCAUCAGGCCAACCAGACUGCCGUCGCAGCGCAGGCCGCCGCUGCAGCCAUGACUCAGUCGACUGCCAAAGCAAUGAAGCGACCCCUCGAGGCAUCUGUAGAUCUGGCAUUUCCCCAUGGAAUCCUGCAGCCCCUACCAAAGAGACCAGCACUAGAAAAGAAUAAUGGGGCCAGUACGCUCUUCAACCCCAGUGUCUUGCACUACCAACAGGCUUUGGCCAGCGCACAGCUUCAGCAGCCCACCGCUGCAUUCUUUCCCACAGGGUCAGUUCUGUGCAUGGCUCCUGCUAGCAGCAUUGAUCAUCUUGAAGUAAACCACAGAAGAGGAACGGGGUGUCAGGAAGCUGCUUUGAGAAACCCAAGAAGAUCCCCGUGUAAAUACGACCUGCCCUCACCUUUAGAACUACAGCAACCUGCAUGCUAAAGUGUAAACACACAAAACACACACCAUAUACCUGUUAUGCUUGCAAAAGUGACUCAACCGGUUUCUAACUUAAAAGAUAUAAAAACGAGACAAGAAAACAUGUGUGUAUAUAUAUAUAUAUAUAUAUAUACACAUUUAAUAUAUAUAAUGUACAGCAAGUUUCUUAGAGGCAUAAGUGAGAUUCAUCCCAAUGAUCGGUCACCCAUCAGAUAAUGUGUAUUUUUCUCCCAUGGUUGUUUUAAAUACAAAUGCACAAUGAGUGGGCGACGAGCUAGAAAACACACACUCAAACAGUUUGCACUGUCGGAAAUAGUGCUUAAUAAGUGCUUGAUUGUCUUGAACGGGAGGACAUCUCCUGCAGAGUAUGUCUUAAACAUCCCCAUGCACCCUCUAGAUAGGGGAAAGAGGGGGUUUAUUUCUUAUUUUAAUACACAAAAACACCGAAUGUCAAACGGCGGACACAAAGAAGAUUGUCUACUGGUCAGAAUGCGCUCCUCUUCUUGGACUUGAGCUAUCUUCGGAAACUAUUAGAGAAGCUAUUAUUUCCAACUCUUCAUCCCCAGUGGCCAAAGAAAGGUUUACAACGACACAAAGCGCAUAACGGUUGAAAACCAGUCAGCGUCGGAAGUGCGAAUGUGGCAAACCACGUGCCAUGCAAUCACUUUUCUGUCUGUGUCUCUGCUAAAGGACUGUGUUUUACUCCUUUCUUUUUUUGUUUUUAAAUGGACACUGAAUGAUCUUGAUGCACCCGUGGAAACACUGGCCAUCAGGGAGUCGACUCUGGCUUCUAUCCCGUGCCAAGGGCUUACAUUAAACUGGAGAGCUGCUGUAAACAAACUCGUACACGAGACGGACUUCUCCAAAAUGUCUGGGGCCUGUUUGUAGUCCCACUCACACAGUGCCCAGUGAGCAGAAAUGACGAUGACGUGGGGGAAACGUUGCAGUAGACUAUCUUUGACACAUUGUGAAUGGAGGGUGCUGUGCUCUCGCCGAUAAUCCUGUUUUAUUUGAUAAACAGUAGAAGUGCCUAAAAAAAAAAAUAUUUUACACAGCAAGCAUCUUAAGAAGAUGAUUUUAUGUGGGGUUGGGGGUUAUAAAACAAUUUAAAGCAGAGCUCCUGAAAUGAUUUUGGACAGAAAAGAGACGAAAAACGAAACAAAACAUGUAGUUAAAUGCAUUUCAUGCACAUCAUGGUCUGUUUCAUUACACAAUAUCGAUGUUGCUAGAAAUUGGAGCAAGAUGGCAUAGGCAGAAUGUUUGUUUUGUUGUACGAUGUUAGCUUUUAUGCUUUCUUGGAGUAGUUGACAUUGGAAAUGUAAGGAACUUCGAGCUAAAUGUCUGUAACACGCAUGACGUUUUGAGUUUGGUAAACGAUUGUCAUUGCGGUGUUUUCUUAACUAGUUAUGUUGAGUCUGAGGGCUGUCCUCCGUUAAAGAAAUAGUUCACUCAAAAAUAAAAAAUUGCUGUUAAUGUACUCUCCCUCAGACCA